AUGUCUUUAACUAAUUCACCAUUUUCUUUUUCUUCAACAAAUGGAAUUGGGAUGUCAAGUAAUGGAUUAGGAGGAAUUGGUAUGUCAACGAAUGGGUUAGGAGGAAUUGGAAUGUCAACAAGUGGAUUAGGAGGAAUUGGUAUGUCAACGACUCAAUUACCAGGGGUUAGUUCAGAAGGAAAUUUUAGAAUAUCAAAUGGAACAUUAUUAACAGCUAAAAGUAUUGAUGUUUCAAAAACUAAAGUAGUGUAUAGAUAUUCAUUUAUUAAUGAUACACCAGAAAAUAGAACACCAAAUAAAUAUCCUACGUUAUUUGAAGCACCAUUAUCAGAAACUAUUGAAUCAUGUUUAUAUGAAGGAGUUAGACAAACAAAUGGAGAAUUUAGUAGUGUAGAAUGUACGAUUAUUGAUAAUGGGAAUAAAACAACACUUUCAAUUCCAAAGAAAAUUAUUGAUGAAUUUUGUCAACAUAAUAAAAUUAGUGAUAUUGAAACAGUAUCACAAUGUUAUCUAUUAAAAAGAAAAAAGGUAGGAAUUACAUUAAGUAAUUUACAAACACAUUAUCAAUUAUCUAUUAUUUCUACUCUUCUUAAAUUAAAAGAAAUAUUUGAAAUACCAAAUGAUCAAUUAAAAAGAAUUGCACCGAAACUUGCUAAAGAUUUAUUAAAUGAAAUAUUACAUAGAUAUGAUUGUGAGGAUGAUAUAUUAAUAAGAAAUUCAGCAUUUUUAUUAUUAUCAACAAUCUCAAAAAUUAUAUCAUUUGAUGAACAAGAUAUGGAAAAUAUUAAUAAUAUUCAAAAGAAAGCAGAAGAAUCAAAUAUGAUUGAAGUUAAAAUGAAAUGUUUUUAUUGUGUUGUUAAUUCAUUUAUUAGAUAUAAAAAUAAUGAAUUUCUUCAACCAAAUUCAGAUGGAACAAAUAUUGGAUUAUUAGAAGAAUUAAGAGAAGAUCCAUAUUAUGGAUUAUUAUAUGUAAUUGUUAUGAGACUUCAAAGACAAACAAAUAGUUUAGUUAAUUCAUUAUUAGGAAAACUUAUAAAUAAUUCUAAUGUAUUAACAGAAUUAGCAUUAACAUCAACAGUAUUUGAAGAUUAUGGAGAAAUUUGGUUAGGAUUUUAUUCACAAUUAAUAAUUUCAUUUAUUCUUACAAUUGAUGAACAAAAUAUUAAAGAUAUUUUUGAAUAUCAAUUUGAAUUUGGAGCAAGAUUAUUAGAUUGUGUUGUUAUUGCAAUACAUCAUUGUAAUAAAAAUAUUUCUAUUUGGAAACAACCAUUAUUUAGUUUUGUUGAAAAUAUUUUAAAAUAUGGAUUAAAUGAAAAAUGUAUUGGAACUAUAUUAGUAUUUCUUAUUUCUAUUUGUAAUUGUAAAGAAGGAUCAGAUAAAUUAAAUGAGAUUUUAAUAACAAAUAAUUCAACACCAUAUUCAUGGGAUGAAGUAUCAAAAAUAUUUAAUCAAGCAACAAUAAGAUUUGUUAAUAAAGGAAUGGUUGUUGAACAAACAGAAUGGGUUUAUUUAUAUCUUCAAUUAUUAAGAAAAAUAUUUAAAUAUAAUCCAAGAAUUGGAUUUGAUUUUGCAUAUUCAGAAAUAUCAUUUGCUUCAUUAUUAGGAGAAGCAUUAACAAGUAAUUUAUCUGUUAGAUUUAAAUCAGCAUGUUUAGAUUUAUUAAGUAUUCUUGUUGUAAGAAGUGAUGAUAUUGAACAAUUUUGGAAUUCAAUUAUUAAAAGAGCUAAUUUAUUUAAACAAAAUAGUACAUGGGAUAUAGUUAGAGAAUGUGAUAGUAAUGAUGGAUUAAUAUUAUUAUCAUCUUUUGUUAAAAUUUUUACUGUUUUACUUCAAAAUUUACCUCCAACAAUUGAAGCAGAUUUAGUUGAAAUUUCACCUAUUACAAAAUUUUUAAUUUCAGCAUUUAAUAAAUUACCAUCAACAUUAAAAUUUGUUUUAAAAGAAAGUGAACCAUAUAAAGGAAAUGAAAGAAAGUUUUGUUAUUCUAUUUCAAGAAGAUUUAUUAUAAUGUUUACAGAAUUAAUUAGACUUAUAAAUCGUAUUAUACCAUCUAAUUGUGUAAAAAAUUUAAAGGAUAUUCCUAAUUUACCAACAGAAUUAAUUAUACAACAUAUUAAUGAAUCAAUGUAUAGAACAACAUCAGGAAUAUUAAAUACUAUUAUGAAGAUAUUUUCAAUUUCAGCACGUGCUAUUGAAACAGAAAUUUGUGCACCAUCAUUUAUCAAAAGAAUAAGUAAUGAUAUUUUAAAAUUUUUAUUAACAUUUAAUGAUAUUUCAGAAAAUAUAAUAAGUAUUAAAAAUAAAUUAAUACCAAGUAAUGUUAUUAUUAAUCUUUUUGAACAACAACCUGGAUUAAUUUCAUUUGUAUUAAAAGCAGGAAUAAGUUUUGAAAUGGGAAAAGAUUGGUUAAAAAUAUUUGAAUUAUUAUUAGAGAAAAUGCCAAUUAUUAGAUUAAAUGAAGUUUUUAAACAAGAUCAAAUUUUUGAAUCAUUAUAUCAUAUUUUUAUUGAAGAUUUAGAAAUUGGAGGACCAUCUCUUGAUAUUGUUGCUACAUCAUUAAGAAGAAAUGGUGGAAAUGAAUUUGGAUUAAGAGUUAUGGGAGUUGAAAAAGGAGAAAAUAAUAUUAAUGAAGAAAUUAUUAAAUCAUUAAUUAAAUUAUUUGAAAAUGGAAAUCUUCAAAAUAAAUAUGUUAGUUCAUCAAUUAUUAAAUCAUUAUUAUAUAGUAGAGUAUCUAAUACAGUAAUUAAUUGUAUUGAACAAGGAUUUAUAUCAACAAUAUUUAAUAAAAUUAUUCGACCAUCAAUUGAUGGAGAUGAAAUUAUUCAUAAAAUCAAUUUAAUGUUAUUAAAUAUUUAUUAUUAUUAUAUUCGUAUUAAUCAAAUUCAAAUAAAUUCAGAUAAUAUUCUUCAAGUACUUGAUUUUUAUACAAUAUAUUGUCUUAAUAUUAAAGAAGAAUGUGAAGCAUAUGAAUGUUUUAAAAGUUUAUGUGGAAUUAUUUCAAUAUUAUCAAAUAAUAGUGAUAUUUCAAUACUUAAAAAAUAUAGUAAUAUUAUUAUUCAAUUAAUUAAAUUAGGAAAUUCAAUAACAUUAACACCAUUAGUAAUGACAUUAUUAACAUUAACAAAUUCAAUUGUAAAUGAUUGUAUUUUAAAAAAAGAUGAAAGAGAAAUAAUAUUAUUAUCUCAAAAUAUUAUAAGUGGAUUAAAUAUUUUUAUAAGUAAUCCUAUUGUUUUAAAUUGUACUUUAUUAUCAUUUGCAAAAAUGCUUGAAUUUGAAAAAUAUGAUUUACCAGAAGAAAUUAAAAAUAUUAUGCCAAAUUUACAAUUAAAUCAAGCUCAUUUAGUAAUACUUGCAUCAUAUAUUCAAUAUCAUAAUAUUCCUGAAUAUCUUUUAGCAUCAUUACCAACAUUAUUUUUAAAUGAAUAUGCAUUUCCUUUAUUACUUACUCUUUCUACAACAAAUAAAGGAUGUUUAUUAUUAUUAAGACAAGGAAUAUUUUCAGUUCUUCAAGAUACAAUUGUUCUUACAAAAAAUAAAUAUAUAUGGAAAAUAUUAAGAAAUGUAAGUGAUAAAUGUUCUCCAAAUGAUCUUAUUUCAAUUCAAGAACUUCUUCGAAUUAAACCAGCAAUUAUAUCAAUGAUUAAAUUCCCAGAAAGAUUAAUUAGAGGAUCUAUAGAUGGAAAUAUUAUAAUUAAUUAUACAUUAGAUAGUCUUGAAGUUCAAAGUGAUAUUAUUAGGUUUGUAGUUAAUGUUUGGAAUGGAAAUGGAGAUCAUCCUAUUAUUGGUGAUUUAUUAAGAUGGUUGAUUGAUAUUAGAAAUUAUAGUGUAAGAUGUAUUAAUCAUACAAAAAUUAAUAAUAUGGGAAAGAAAUUAUCAGAAGAAGAUUGUUAUAUGAAUGAUAUUAUGUCAAGUGCAUUUGAAUAUAUUGUUAAAGUUAUUAUUCAAAAACCAACAGAAAAAAUAUUUAGUAUAACAUAUAAUGAAUCUAUAAUGAUUAAUUUUUUAAGACAAUUAUAUUCUACUUCUCAAAGUAAAUUAGAAAUGGCAAAAGAUGAUUUUAAAAAAUUAGAAAAACUUCAUAGUGAAGAAAUUACUAAUAAAGAAAUGAUUGAAUUUGUUGGUGGAGAAAAAGAAAUGAAAAAACAAACUCCAUUAAAAAUUCAAUUUGAUCAAAUUUAUAAUAAAAAGAAAGUAAUAUUAUCUAUGACUAUUUCUGAAUUAAGUACGAUGAUUAAUACUUUUACACAAUAUUUUUCUUCAAUAAUUAAUUGA
Molecule: messenger RNA, 4272 nt
Organism: Entamoeba dispar SAW760
Lineage: Eukaryota; Evosea; Mastigamoebida; Endamoebidae
Exons: 1
Coding region: 1-4272 (1423 amino acids)
Source: RefSeq, a predicted model, not a curated record